Messenger RNA from Neospora caninum, 6789 nucleotides. RefSeq lists its product as hypothetical. The coding region runs from base 1 to 6789 and encodes 2262 amino acids. The record is from RefSeq and is a predicted model, not a curated record. The transcript is spliced from 6 exons. Lineage: Eukaryota; Apicomplexa; Conoidasida; Eucoccidiorida; Sarcocystidae.
AUGAUUCCCAAAAGACUGAAUGAGCCAAUGUUGGGACCCGCUCUCUGUGCGCGGUUGCGCAGCUGCGAAGGCAGUCUGCCCAGCGGUGUGCAAGAUGCCGACUGGAAUAUGGCCCCUGGAAGGCUGACGAACGUGGCUGGGAAAAUUCUAGCGGAUGUGAGAUCAGAGUUAGAACAGGCCGUGAGACGAGCAGAAGAAGCUGAACGAAGAGAGCAAAAACUCCGAGCUACGCUGGACAGCGUCGACCACCACCAAGGGCAAGUUGCUGGCACUCGUCAUGAAUACAGUACGCUGCCGGUGCCUCAGGAGGCAGAGUUGAGAGUUCUGGUGGAGCAGCUUGAGACGGAGAAUCGCUCCUUGGCUCGUAUCAUUCAGGAUAUGCGAACUACUGUUGCGAGCAAAUGUCGGGAGAUAGGGAGGCUAUCAGAUGAGAUAUCGAAACAGAGUCACGAACUCCAGCAAGUACAGCUGGAGAACUUUAUUCUGCGACAGGCUGCACAGAGAUCACGCGAAGCGGCCUGCGGCAGCGGAGGCUCCCGAGCAGCGGAGGCUUCCCAACCGUGUCCGACGCUCAAGCGCACGACAGAAGCGAAAGAUUCCGUCAUCGUCGAAGCACUGAGUACUCGGCUCGCAGAGGAAAACGGUUCGCUUAGGAAGUUGCUACACAAGAAGGAAGCAGAACUCUUCCAACGAGAGACAGAGCUGAGUUUGCUGAGGAACGCAGGAGGGGCAAAUGAUACAGCCACCGUUUCUGAGAGACAGGUGAUUUCGAAGCUCAACAGCAGCCUCACAGAGACACCGGUUAAACUUCGACAGGCAGAACAGACAGUCGAGGAUAUCCAAGUGCAGCGUGAAGCAAAAAUAUGUGCACUGGAGUCGGGAAGGCACUUACCAGUUCAUGACGCCGAAACACAGACAACCCCGGAGAAUCCCCCGUUGUACGCGUUCAGACAAUUUUGCGAGCUGCAGACCCAAGCUGCUUCUGCGCUGUCUCACGACUUUCAACAAAGAUUGGCCGAGCUGGAGCAGGAGAAGAGCGAUAAAACAAUCGAGUUCAGUCGCCUUAUAGACGCGAAAGACAUGCAAAUUGGGCAGCUCUCAGCAGAUAUGGCUGGGGCCCUUGAGCGGCACGCCAUCGAGAGAAGGAAUCUCCUGGGCAGGGUUGCUGCACAGGAAAUACAGCUCCGCACACAAAGGGAGAAGCUCGAUCAUCUGACAGGCAUCCUUGCGGGAUCAAAUUCCGCUAAAGAGGAAGUUUCGAAACUCAGGGAACAUGAGAGAGAACAGCACCAGCAGUUCAGAGCGAAUAUCCAGCACAAAGUUAGAACUCUGGAACAGCAGUUGCAAGUUAAGUCGGAACAGCUGAAAGAAACCAUACAGUCAUUGGAUGUGCUGCAGCGCUUGGUCCGAGCAGCGUCACUUGGCCUUCCUCAUUCAGCCGCUUCCACGCAAGUCUCCCAGGCGGGAACCGACAUGAUUACACCAGUUUUGGAGAUACCGGCAGAGUUCAGUGACAUCUUUGCAACGCCAAAUUCCAUACCUUCAAGUGCGUCGGAUGCGUCCAAUCGAAUCGACACGAUUCCGGAGUGUGAAACGACACUGGCAGCCUCAGAGCCUCACUCACGAGAAGAACUCGGUUGUAAGCGCGAAAAGCACCCUGAGACACUUGCCUUGAGUGAACGUGUGUGCAGCCUCACAGCUGCCUUGCUCGUGCAGUCGCACGCUCUCGGCCUUGCCGAAGCUAGGGCGUCUGAUCUGCAAAAUGAAUGCCGCGAACUCCGGGCUCGAGUGUAUCAGGCAAGCGCGACACACGAAGAUGAAGAGCCAAAAAGCCACCAGUCGGUAAACGAAACGUUUACUCGCGAACGGCUGCGUGCUCUGGAAAGGACUGCCGAGAAUCUCAGGAAUGAAAAUAAUCUAUCUAUGCAGAAAAUUCAGCAGUUAGAGCUAGGCGAGGCCAAGCUUCAAGACGAGUGCAAGCUCCUUCGCGAGGAGCGGCAAACUUGGAAACGCCGACUGGACACCAUUCACCAGGAUCAUAUUGCCCGGGCCGGACGAGAGCGGAAAGAUCAUGAGCAGCUUUUAGAGACGCUCAAGCACCACUUUGACCGACUGCAUCUCUCUGCAACUUACGACCAGGAUAUGACGAAGCAGCGGCGCCUUGGCAGUUCACGGGACGCUGAACAGCCCCCAUGGCCUGCAUGUCUUGACACAGCAUCAGGCGGGCGUGAGCAGGACAAGUGCAUAUACACCCUCUCGUCCGACAGCUGUCCCAGGCUAAUUGAGGCCAUUCAAGAGCUAACGAACGUCGUGGCAAUUGUCGCCACCAAAGAACCGUUGGUGACCAGCGGCGCCUCUCUCGAUAAGGCAGGCUGCAACCACCCUUCUCAGAACGUCUUGUUGGGUUCUAGCGGCGACUUGGGGCUCGAUGUUCGUCCGACAGUUCAGGCGAAAGUUCCCUGGUCUCCGGCCGAGUCUGGCUCUUGUUCUUCGCUGGGCCGUACCGAGGUGCGCACGUGCACUGGAUCGUGCGCAGGAAGUUCGACGGGAGACCUUAGAUACCCGAACGCCAUGGACAUGGAGGUUCCACUGGGAUCCGUGAUUCAUCAACUGUGUGAACUGUUCCUCGCUGUGGGCAGACGACUCGUUACGGCGGAGCGAAGAGCUUCUUUCGCGCAGUUGCUCGGCUCGCUCUGCUACAAGCAGUGGCAGCUCCAAAACGUUCGGGAGGCUGAGGGUAUACGCGACCGCAAUUUGCUUCGCCAGCAGGUCCACGCCCUGCAGAUACAAGUCCGCGCAGAUGAGGCGUCCCAGGCUCGGCUGGUCGCACGGCUCUGCGGCCUCUACCAGCAGCGGUGCUGCGACCUUGAAGAACAGCGAGAAGCCACCUUGCAAGAUCUCCGGUUACACGAAGCAAGAUGUGCCCAGUUAACGCGACGUGUAGAGAAGGGAAAAGAACAAGUGGUUGCGCUUCAGCACCGUCUCUCCUUCCUGCAAGCGUCCGCAAGGGAACGCCAGCUUCUCGCCGAGGCAUCGGCCGAGGAAACGGCGAUGCGGCGACUGGAGCGGUAUAAAAAGGAGAUCAUGGAGAGUCUACUCUCCCAGGCUGGAACAGUCGCCUCGGCAACCGGAGCCGAUGGAGGACACAUUUUUGGACGGUGGAGUCCGACAGAUGGGGAUCUCGUUGAUCGGCUCGCCGACGAACGAAGAGAGCGUGUGGCCAUUCACAUGGCUCUGAAGGAGGCUCAGCGGCAGCAUGCGUUGUCCGAAACUCGUCUCGAGCAAGCGAGGAAGCAAGUCACCGUCAUAGUCGAACUUCUUCGUCACGUCUCCAAGGAUCACGCUGUUGUCCUAGAUGGCGACCUUGUCGAGUCCUCAGAGGAGGGAUACUGCAGAGCUUCCCUUUCCGCUGUUGAGAGGAAGAUCCCGCCGGGGCUUCCGAACCUCGGACCGCUGCAGCCGCCCGAACAGGCAACAACUGGCCUCUCUGGUGUUGCUCCCAUUGCACAGUUGAGAAGCGAGAUCGCCACCUUACGCGAAGUCGCUCAUCAACGCGAAAUGGAUAACGAGCGACAGGAAGUCGCGUUGUCGCAUUCUCGAGUCGAAGCAAAUAUUCUUCGACAACGCAACGAAGCAUUGACCGACGAGAUUCGGGCCUGCCUCACGCAGCUGGACGAAGCCAAGCUCUCUCUGGAAGAAGGCGCUCUUUUGCGAAAGAGACUAAAAGAUGUGGAGCUGUGGGCGAGUCGCAUGAACGAAACGCACCAGGCAGAGAUAACCGCCUUGAGGCGCACACAGAAGUUUCGCCUGCAGCAGCUUGCCGCCCAGAACAUUGAAAAAACGAAGGAACGGCUUCGAGCGGCCGAAGAAGCUAAUCGACAGUUGACGGAACAAAACAGUGGAUAUGAGAUCGCUAUCAAGAAGUUAAAUCUCCAGUUGCAGCGCUUCAAAGAAUCAACAAUGCGACACCUGACCUUGCAAACACACUUCCAGUCGACCCUUGAAGCGUGGCUGACAGGCGUGCCCGACGUUUCGAAUGAACCACAAGCGUCGCGACUGCAGCCUCUUCAGCGAUGGGGACCAAAUGCAGCUCCAAAAGGCGCACCUGGGAAGCAGAUGAGACCUCUAAACCCGCCGGUCGGCUCUCGGCGUCAGGCACUCAGGAACCUCGCUCCAGAUCAGAUUCUGAAACACGGCUAUGUGCCACUGGAUGCCGUCCGUUGCGUUCUCCAGGCGCUCAUUCAGGUGUGCGUCCAGCUAGGCGCAGUGGAGCAAAGUGCGCUCGAGCAGAAGGCGACACCUGAGCCGGCUUCGAUCGUCUCCGCCUCGUCUAGUGGUCUGUUCCUGGAACCACUAUCGAAUCCGAGCGCGACCGCGCAUCUGCAAGCUGUCCUGCAAGGCCAGAGGCUAGUUAUCUUAUGCCUGUAUUCCAGUCUAGUGGAGCGACUUCCGGAACUAGGGAACAGACCAUCAGCUGUGGGCACAACCUUCAGUUGUUCCCCUCUCGCGACGCCGUUCUCAGGUUUUUCAAGCACCGGAACGUCUCGCCUAGUGAGUGCUCUAGACAUUCCUGCUCUCCUGGGCGUCAAAAAUGGGGGCUGUGCGCGCUGUUCAGCUGCAGAUUUAGCCCGGAGAGCCGUGUGCAGGCUUCCUAUCGAGAGAAGGAACUUGCAUGCGGAGCUGGAGUUGGGGGCGCAGCGGCUUCAGGCUCUUUUGCAGCUCUGUCUCCACAACAUCGUGUUCGCCCGGUGCGCCCAAGGAAUGCUUGAAGACCAAAUCGUGGCACUGCAGAAUUCCCCAAGGUGUCUUGGAGAUCAAGCGGCCGCGCCAGCAGAAAGCGAAGCAGCCGGCCUAGGCAAUACGCAAAGGGAAGGGUUUUCUUCGGCCCACCUUUGGAGGACUGGAAGCCCCAGAUCUGCCGAGCACGCAGCAGACUCUCUGUUUGCGUUGAGCCGUGCGCUCUCGCUCCUGCGUUUGAUUCAUCGCGCAGCCGACGAAGCCGUUCCGGCGCUUGAAAAGGCAGAUGCGAUUGCGGAGUCGCUUGCGGGAAAACUUGGGAUCCUGUUUUCGAUCCCCGUGACGAACCCAGAAAGGCGCAUCCUUCCACAAUCCAGUUGCUGGACUCUCCCCAUGUGUGGGCCUUCUCGGGCUGCUUUUCGCUCGCACAGCUGCGCAGACGAGGCCCCGUCAGGUGCGCCAAAUCCUAACUUCCACAGAGCGUCUGCUGUUGUAGUCCAGAAAGAGGGCGUUUUCUCUCGGCCGGCGCCAGCAACGACGAAGCUGACCCCCCUCCACACACUGCCGCCGCGUGCUGCUUUAACGAACCCGCGGAGAACAUGGAAGACAGCAGCCACCGGGAGGGAUUUAUCCGUGGCGCACGUCAGCAAGAAGUGUGGGCGAAGUCCAGAUGCCAGGAGCUCGGCGCCCAGACUUGCUCACUGCUGCGGCAGUCCUCGGCGGCCUCCAAACAGUUGCGAGUUGAGCCGCACGACGCCGAAUGUUUUCCUUUCUCCACGGUACGGCGAGGAGAUCCACACGGCCCGGUCGACGGCAGCAUGCAGUGUCGAGUCGCUGGGGACUUCCAGUGACUCGAGCGCUUCUGACUGUCUCAGCACACGCUAUUGCCAUGACGCCCCGCGCGAACGACGGUUCUGGCCUCACGGCCGCAGUCUCUCCCCCCCUCCCAGAUGCGAGGGAUUGAGGGCGGUCCCUGUUGCCCUCGCACGACGGUCUCCAGCACUGCGGCCGUCUCGUCUCGCCUGCCGUCGAAGCAUCUCGAUGCCUCCAGCAGUUCUCUCUUGCAGCUCCACACGACAUGCUCGAUGCUCGUGCAGCUUACCAGUCUGCGAUGGUGUAGAAAACCGAUCCCCUUUUUCUCGUCGGAAACUCAGCCACUCGCCCAGGGCCCUGUUUGCAGGCGACAACAGAUCAGGUGCUGGGCCGAUUACGCGUCCAUCCUUCAGAUGUGCCUCCUGUCGCCGCGCUGAAAAGCGAUGCAGUUUGCCUCGCACGCCUUCUCCCACGCACUUGGCUCCCAUCAAAGCGCCGUCGUGGGGUUCACACCGCGUCGACAGUCUGCAGAGGCGCCUCAGUCCGUGCAGCGGCGACGAGACCCGGUUGUGGCCUCUUCCGGUGCCUGCCUCUAUCGUCCACCUCGCCCCCGGCCGACCAACGUGGCUGCCUCCGCCGCUUCUCGCCUCGGCGCGUUCGAAAAUCGGGUCCGCCGUGGUCCGGCCCAACUCAAGUCCGUGUAGUAGUGCUGGAGAGAGCGCUCGGUCCCCACAGCGCGUCGCCAGGCGCCAAGAGUCCGUAGGUUCCGCGGAAGAGCCCGGAACACAGCCGCGUAGCACUCCGGACUGGACGCGAGCUUCAGUGGUUGCCCCGCUCUCUCAGGCGAACGCCGAAAACACCGUUUUCUCAGCAAGAGGCCAGAACGCCCCCGCAGCUGGCAGUCGGGAACACAGCGCAUCAGCCACGGCGCCGAGCUGUUCUUUCCCACAUCCGCAGCAAAGAAAGCUGUCGACCAAAAACCUCUCUAGGGCCUGCAGGUCCUCAAGUUGCACAGCAGCCGGUCCCAGCAACUCUCGCGUGGUUUCGGCGCCAGGGGCAGAAGGGUUGUCUAUUCCGUGUCUUCCCCUACGGAAAAGAACAGCGCUGACUGGACGCCCUUGCGGCAGGCCCAGCCCGCCGGCCGCUUCGGAAAAGGCGAUCCUUGCUUGGACAACAUCCAGCGGAGGAGCGAACUCGAGUGGGGCUCUGUCGAGCGUCCAAGACGCUGCCGAUCUGUGA